CUGGCGGAGCCGGGCUGGUAUAUCUCUGCCCAGCAGCCCGAGGAGACGGCGGCGGAAGAGUGGAGCCCGUUGCUAAGCAACUUCUCUCCACUAGUCUUAUGAGAUCUUUGCAAGAAUCACGAGAUGUUUCUUUUCUGCACUUAAUCAUGGGAUAGGGGAAGGGAACUUCAUGGACAGGGAUCCCCAGGAGUUUCAUUUGGCUUCUCUGUCUUUAAUUUGAUGAACGCCAUCAUGGGAAGUGGGAUCCUUGGCUUAGCUUAUGUGAUGGCUAACACUGGCAUCCUUGGAUUUAGCUUCCUGCUGCUCUUAGUUGCUUUCCUGGCUUCUUAUUCAGUUCAUCUCCUGCUUAGUAUGUGCAUUCAGACAGCUGUGACAUCUUAUGAAGACCUUGGACUCUUUGCCUUUGGAUUACCUGGAAAGGUGGUGGUGGCAGGCACCAUAAUAAUUCAGAAUAUUGGAGCUAUGUCAUCCUAUCUUCUAAUUAUUAAAACAGAGCUCCCUGCUGCUAUUUCAGAGCUUUUGCCUGGAGACUACAGUGGGUCUUGGUAUCUUGAUGGACAGACACUACUAAUCAUCAUUUGUGUUGGCAUUGUGCUCCCUCUUGCACUUCUUCCCAAAAUAGGCUUUCUUGGCUACACAAGUAGUUUAUCAUUUUUCUUUAUGGUGUUCUUUGCUCUUGUGGUAAUAGUUAAAAAAUGGUCCCUUCCUUGUCCUCUGACCUUAAAUUACAUAGAGAAAUUCUUCCAGAUUUCAAAUGCUACAGAUGAUUGUAAACCAAAGCUCUUUCAUUUCUCCAAAGAGAGUGUUUAUGCCAUUCCAACCAUGGCCUUUUCAUUUCUCUGCCAUACCUCAAUAUUGCCCAUAUACUGUGAACUUCAAAGCCCCUCAAAGACAAGAAUGCAGAAUGUAACCAAUACAGCAGUUGCUUUAAGUUUCCUCAUUUACUUUAUAUCUGCACUCUUUGGAUACCUCACUUUUUAUGACAAAGUGGAGUCAGAAUUACUACACAGUUAUAGUAAAUAUUUGCCACAAGAUGUUGUUGUCAUGACUGUGAAGUUAUGCAUACUGUUUGCUGUGCUUUUGACAGUGCCUCUAAUCCACUUCCCUGCCAGAAAAGCAUUAAUGAUGAUACUUUUCUCCAAUUUUCCAUUUUCAUGGAUUCGCCAUUCUCUGACCACACUAGCACUCAAUAUUAUCAUUGUUUUACUUGCAAUAUAUGUUCCUGACAUUAGAAAUGUAUUUGGUAUAGUUGGUGCCACUACAUCAGCGUGCCUGAUUUUUGUAUUCCCAGGACUAUUUUAUCUUAAACUUAGCAGAGAGGAUUUUCUCUCAUGGAAAAAGCUUGGGGCUUUUAUUUUGCUCAUCACUGGAAUUUUUGUUGGGAAUUUCAGUUUAGCACUCAUUAUUUUUGAUUGGAGUCACAAAUGAAAGAAACAGUUUUCCUUUUCUUGUUAAGAACAAUUUAACUCCAUAAGCAGGAAGGAAUCAUUCUGGAAGGCACUUUAUAUGAAAAAUGCAUUUUUAUGGCAAUUAUUAACAGAAAAA
Molecule: messenger RNA, 1545 nt
Organism: Nannospalax galili (Upper Galilee mountains blind mole rat)
Lineage: Eukaryota; Metazoa; Chordata; Mammalia; Rodentia; Spalacidae
Gene: Slc38a6
Product: solute carrier family 38 member 6
Exons: 17
Coding region: 220-1428 (402 amino acids)
Biological process (GO): L-glutamine transport; amino acid transmembrane transport
Molecular function (GO): L-glutamine transmembrane transporter activity
Source: RefSeq, a predicted model, not a curated record